Engraulis encrasicolus (European anchovy) is the source of this 603-nucleotide messenger RNA. It is a transcript of the gene dnajc19, whose product is annotated as DnaJ (Hsp40) homolog, subfamily C, member 19. Gene Ontology annotation, molecular function: ATPase activator activity. Gene Ontology annotation, cellular component: PAM complex, Tim23 associated import motor. The record is from RefSeq and is a predicted model, not a curated record. Lineage: Eukaryota; Metazoa; Chordata; Actinopteri; Clupeiformes; Engraulidae. The coding region runs from base 149 to 493 and encodes 114 amino acids. Gene Ontology annotation, biological process: protein import into mitochondrial matrix. The transcript is spliced from 6 exons.
UUGUUUUGCGACAGUUUCCGGUUUACGACACAACGCAAAAACUUAUGAUAUCAAAACAUGAGGCAUGCUGUGACAUUGCUGAGAACACUAUGACAUUGCCUUACGACCUGAAACUGUUUUAAAUACAGGAAUUUACUUCAAACGGACUAUGGCGAGUUCUAUGGUGGCUGUGGGUCUAACGCUGGCUGCUGCUGGAUUUGCUGGUCGCUAUGCCAUGCAAGCCAUGAAACACAUGGAACCACAAGUGAAACAAGCCAUGAAGAGUUUUCCACAGGCCUUUGGCAGUGGGUUCUACAAGGGUGGCUUUGAGCCAAAAAUGACUAAGAGGGAGGCUACCCUGGUACUAGGAGUCAGCCCAACAGCAAACAAGACCAAGAUUAGAGAAGCGCACAGAAAGCUGAUGAUUUUAAAUCACCCUGACAGAGGUGGAUCACCGUACAUGGCUGCAAAGAUUAAUGAAGCAAAAGAUUUACUUGAUGGAAAAGCAAAAUAAUAAAUGUGUGUAACUGGGGGGAAAACUGUUGUGAUUAUAUGAUGAUCAUGUGUUGAGUGUUCACAUUAUGGUAAAUAAAUAAACAAAUGAUUUUUUUUCUAUAGACUCUU